This is a messenger RNA of Gastrolobium bilobum, 1591 nucleotides long. RefSeq lists its product as uncharacterized. Gene Ontology annotation, cellular component: membrane; Golgi apparatus. Gene Ontology annotation, molecular function: small GTPase binding. Gene Ontology annotation, biological process: vesicle-mediated transport. The transcript has 6 exons. The record is from RefSeq and is a predicted model, not a curated record. Lineage: Eukaryota; Viridiplantae; Streptophyta; Magnoliopsida; Fabales; Fabaceae. The coding region runs from base 109 to 924 and encodes 271 amino acids.
CUAAAUAGGAAAAAUCAACGGUUUCUGCUAUCUAGGGAUUUCCGAUUCACGCUGUUGCAUUUCCGUUUUCCAAUGGCAUUCUAAAAUCGGAUCGGUGUUUUGCAUUCAAUGGCGGACGAGUCGUACACCACCAGCACUAGCACUAGCCAUUUGCUCGGUUCUGUUCCUGCUGUCAUAGCUGAAGAAAAGAAUACCACAAACCAUGAAGUCCCUUAUGCAAAUAUGCAAACUUUCCCUCCCAACAAUGGAGGAGACAGAGGACAGGGAUAUCAAACUCUUGGUAGCCCAACUGAAGCAUUUGGGCAACAACCAACAAACAACUGGCAGGGAGUCUUUAAUGUCUCAUCUUACACACAGUAUUUCAAUGUGGAUACAGAUGUUGUCAUAAGCAGAUUGAUAAGUUCCUUGAAUCCAGUCGGUGAUGACUUUUUCAGCAAGAUAGAUGCUAACCCUGAUUUGUAUGGGCUUAUAUGGAUCUCAACAACGUUGGUUUUUGUACUUGCCUUACUUGGAAAUCUUGCCACGUACCUUAUGCAAAAGCAAGCAGAUAACACUAUUUCUUGGAGCUUUGAUGUCAGCUAUGUAAAUACGGCUGCAUGGUCUAUCUAUGGCUAUGUGAUAGUGGUUCCAAUGGCAUACUACUUUUUCCUUCAGUAUAUGGGUUCAAAUGCUAACCUCAUACGGUUUUGGUGCAUGUGGGGGUAUUCCCUCACCGUUUUCAUCAUGUCCUCCUUUCUAUUGCUUAUUCCAGUUGGGAUUCUUCGGUGGAUUAUAAUAAUCCUUACUGGUGUUGGCUCUGCUAGCUUUGUUGCCUUGAACCUGAGGUCUUUCAUAGAAGGAAAUGAUCUUUCAGUGGCGGUGAUUGCUGCAUUUUUCUUGCAAAUAGCUUUGGCAAUCUUCAUCAAGGUUUGGUUCUUUGCAUAACUCAAAGCGCUGCAGCAGUGAAGAAUAAAACCCAAACCACUAUCAUUGUUACCCCUCACCACUGGCUAACUUUCUAGUUUCUAUAAGUGAGUAGCAUUGUAUGCAACAGAAUUGGUUUGUGUAUUUUUUAUUUUUAUUUUUAUUUUUUGGAUUUCUCAAGGUAUCUUCUGUCCGACAGCCGAAGACUAAUCACUUUGAGAUGGGAGAUCACAUUAAGUGGUUUGUGUAUUUUUAAUUUGUUAGAUGGAUGCAAAAAGAGUUACAAAGUAUUAUGAUUGGUUGUGCUAGGCGGAUUAGCUCGGUCUGAAUGACCUUAUCAUUUUGGGCAAAGCCUUGUGAAAGACCAAUAUUUGGGAAGCCAGGAAGGGGAAGAACAAUCAUUGGUUGCAAUAUUUAUUUCCGUCUCAAUGUUUGAGCUCCGUCCAUAUUUUUGUAUAUAUCAGAUCACUGAUUUCACCAUCUUUCUGAAAGUGAAAAUGCAAUAUCCCAGCCCAUACUUGCACGAUGUUAUCCCUGGAACAGCGGUUGAGUAGGAAAAGAAAAUGCAAAGAAUCAUAUAUAGCCUUUAGGGGUGAGGAGGGGAACUUCUACGUCACUGAUUGUGUAUGCGGGGUAUUCAGUAUGUCAAGGAGGUUGCUCCGGUUCUCUGGUUUUUUAUGAGGGGAUA